Molecule: messenger RNA, 2578 nt
Organism: Xiphophorus couchianus (Monterrey platyfish)
Lineage: Eukaryota; Metazoa; Chordata; Actinopteri; Cyprinodontiformes; Poeciliidae
Exons: 8
Coding region: 987-2522 (511 amino acids)
Source: RefSeq, a predicted model, not a curated record
UUCGGGGGGAGUAAAUCAACACAUAAUGAUUGAUUAUCACUUUUCAUUAAAUUACUACUAUUCUUACAUAAUUUUAAUACAUGGUUAUUAUUUUUUAAUUUUUUAUUAUUUAUUAAUUUUUAUUCAUUUUUAAUUUUUUAACAUUUACAAUAAAUAACAAUUAUUACAUAUAUUAAUUAGAAAAUAUAUUUGAGCAAAGAAAGUUGAUCAAAUCAAACAUCAAAGAACAACCUCAAAUCAGCACAAGUGGCCACCAGAUGAAGGAUCAAGUUUGGAUUUUUAUUCCCCGCACGGAGUAAGCAAACACAUGCAGGAGGCAAAUAUGGAGAUCUUAUGAAAUGCAACUUCGGUAAGUUUUAAAUCUGUUUAAACACAUAAAUAUAGUCUAGAAUUUGAGGACUCAGUGGUUGGAAAAAACGUUAUUUUUUUGUGCUUCUACAGGGUCUGCAAAGUUGUAACGUUAAUUAUCUCACUGUGGCACGUGAGAUGGAGUCACUAUUUUAUCAUUUGUUACAGUUGUCUUUUUUUGUUGUUUUUUUUGUCCAAAGUUUAUUGAAGAGGGUAAAAUUUUAAAAUUAAAUGUUAAAGGGAGCUUGUUGAAGCUUUGGAAUAAAUGUACAAUACAUGAUGAAUAUUGCAGUGAGAAUUUUUAGAUGCAAUGUAGACAAAAAAUAUAGAUAUAAAAUAUAGACAAAACGUAUUUUUUUAAAUAACACCUUUAAUUCAUUUUCGGGAAAACAUCUGUACAUAAGUGUAAUAUUGUAAAAUAAUUUAGCUUUAAAUUAAAAUUGGAAGCCUUUGUAAUCUAAAAUGCCUGUUUUCCUGUAAACUGGAAGUUAACAGUUUACAAUAAAGCUGUUAACUUUUCUGUAAGUAAACGUGUAAGUUAACGGUUCUGUAAAUUCACUUUGGCAGUGAAGGAGACACUAACGGUUGGAGCUCUUAACGGAAGUUGAUAUUCGAGUGGAAGCGCCAGUCCUCCGGAGAUGUCGGAAAGUCGGUCUGACACGCUCUCAUUUGACAAUCAAGAAAUGGCGAGAGUUCUUGUAACAACAUUCAAAAAUGAAAAAGAGACUUCGAAAAACAUUUUCAGUGUUUCAACUGCCAGCAAUCUUGUUGAGGAGAUUCUUGCCAACCAUUCUGGAUUUUUGCUGGACAGGCUACAGAAAUUUAAUUCUGACUUCUUGGAGUACAUUGAUGUUGACAUUAAUGUUGAAAUUAAGGACUUGGACAGAUUCUACGUGUUUCUAUCAACUGGAGGGCCCCUGGUAGAAGUGUCUCGUGAGGAGCAAAUUCCAAACCAGCCCCAUGCUAAUUCAGGAGAAGACGGUCAGACCCAUACAGGAGAAGACAGUGAGCCUCUAAAAUCGCUCCUAAUGAAAAAAGCACCACAAAUCUUUGAGGAGUAUGAAAACACAGGCUUCCUGUCAGGGAAGUCAAGAAAAUGUAUAGUGAAAAUGUGCGUGGGAGACCUAGUUCAGAGGUGUGGUUAUUAUCCUCUUAGUGGAGACAAGUCAGCCUUAGCGAAGAGCAUCAUUACCAUCUUCCCAUCUCUGAGUAUCCAGGUGGCUGGAGAAGGGGAGGGAUUUGAGCAUUUCUAUGAUCCAGCAUCCCACAGUGGAUUCAUUGAGAUAAAAUUGCGUAACCUUCGGCGGAAUCUACAACAACAUGAAAGACGCUACAGAAAGCGAAAAGUAACCAGUUACCCGGAGGAUGCACAAACAUCCAGUGCAACCGAGACCGAAAAUGAUAAUACCAUGAAUGAAUGGGUAACCUUGAUCAAGAGAUUGCGGCCCUCUUCGGAAAACCUUUCAGUAAUAAAGUCUGGGAUGGAAAAAACAUUCACACAGCGCAGAGCAUGGAUUACAAGGGAAUCGCCCACACUUGCAGAAAUAUUGCGUGAAUAUCCACGAUUUAUGGACAUGCCGAGUCUGCUGGACUCAGAGUUUGGAAGGUUGACAGGUGAAAAGACAGACCUUUUCCUUCGUAGAUGGGAGACCAACAUCAUGCCAAAACUUAGAGUUGUGGCUGCCAUGGAACCUGGACUCAGCACUCUUUUGAGAGGAUUUGAAAACAUGACUGAAGAGGAGGCUUGUUACAGAACACUCGUGGUACUAACACACCUUCUGCCCCCUGUUAGUGGAAGACAAUGUAGCGUCAAGGAAACAAUAACACACCUUCUAGAUUUUGUGCCGACUGGAACAAGAAUAGCAUCCCUCUGCAAUGAUUCUGCUACUUCAUCAACAAACCAUCAGCCCCAGCUCAUCUGCAUCGGUAAUCUGCGGUCGUCAAAGCAGUAUGUCAUCGUUGCAAAAAAUGACAAAGUCACCAUCCCCCUGGACGAUGGACUCACAUGUGCUGUGGACAAGCUUUUUAAGCUGUACUGGGUGUUUAACUUGUGUUAUCCAUCCCAACUCGGACCUGUCUUUACAUUUUUUGAGUACAUCUAUGAUCUUCCAUUCUCCACACAAAGAAAAACAAGGGUGAUUGAAUUGAUUGCACAACUUAAAGCUUGUAAAUGAAAUGUAUUGUUGUCCAAAAUGUAGACAAACUGGUUUCAAAGAGGUGAAAAAUCUCC